Phaeodactylum tricornutum CCAP 1055/1 is the source of this 1554-nucleotide messenger RNA. RefSeq lists its product with no specific name. Lineage: Eukaryota; Bacillariophyta; Bacillariophyceae; Surirellales; Neidiaceae. The record is from RefSeq and is a predicted model, not a curated record. The coding region runs from base 1 to 1554 and encodes 517 amino acids. The transcript has a single exon.
AUGCAUCGUGCCCGGUGGAUCGUCCUUUGUUGGGCCCAACCGAACGUACGGGGGACUCCCUCACCGUCCCGUUGGGGGGUCCGACGCUUCCCCCAAGCCGCAACCCUUCGCCAUGGUACCAAAACGACGGAUGCCGGACGAGAAUUCCCGGUACGGCACGGGGAACGUCGUGGUACCGACGAUACAAUCACGGACAGUGACAACGCUACCAGCAGUCUCUUGCCGUUCGCUAACGACGAAUGCGACGCCGUUCCAAACGUCGCCAACAAUCCCGCAGGGCCGGACGGUACUCCUCCAUCGGUCACCGCCGCGGUCACCACGGAUGCUUCCGACGAGACCUUCCGGUGCCGUCCUACUAGAACACCCGUUAUUGUCACCACAAACAAUAUCACGCAGCCUUUGCCCACCGCAUCUACCGUUGGUCCGGCACCGGUCCAUCACGGACACGGGGACCCGGCCCUGCAUCAGGUCGAACACCGCGCCUUGGAAAAGACGAGCGUUGCUCUGGCCGAAAAGUUUCUGGAAAAGACGGUCGAACGCAUUGCACCGGGACAAAAGUUGGCCGAAACCAUCGUCCACUCGGCGGCCGGGAGUUUGCUACAACGACGUGCUGGCGAACGAGUGGCGGAGCGCACGGGUGAACGGUUAGCGGAACGAGCAGGUGAACGGUUAACGGAGCGCACGGGUGAGCGGUUAGCGGAACGCACGGUUGAGAGGCUAGCGGAACGCACCGGUGAGCGGUUAGCGGAACGCACGGGUGAGAGGCUAGCGGAACGAGCAGGUGAACGGAUAGCGGAACGCACCAGUGAACGAUUAGCGGAACGCACGGGUGAGAGAAUCGCAGCACGCGCUAGCGAACGUUUGGUAGAAAAGACUGGAGCACGCGCGGCAUCGCGUCUGCGAAAGGGGAUUGGUGAGCGCCUUUCGGAAUACGCCGCCAAAAUUCCGACCCGUUGGAAUCGCAUCUGGGAAUCUGCCCUGGGCAGGGGAGUGGAACGUACAACCGAGCGAGGAUUGGAGCGAUCCGCCGAACGAUUCGGAGAACGGGGACUGGAACGUGCGGUCCAGCGCAGCGGGGAACGGGCUGCCGAGCGGACGCUGGAGCGAGCUGGUGAACGCGCCGCGGAACACACGCUGACCACAGUAGGCCGAGGAGCAACUUCGGCAGUGGAGCGCAUCGCGGGAGUCUCUUCGGAGCGGGUUGCCGUGCGGGCCGGGAGAGGCUUACUCAUCACUCUCCCUGCAUUGGGCGGAUUCUUUGCAUUGUUGCUUCUCAAAUCAGACAUUCAACGAAUGCGUGAAGAAUGGACGAAUAAAUCCAAAUCGUCCACCUUAUGUUUUGUUGGCGCAGGGCUUGCUGACCUUUUCGACUCGUUCUUGCACUUCUACAUCGCCUAUGCUCUUUUUGCACAUAUUGGGCAUCAAGCCUUGGUUGUUCCCGAACAGCUCAGUAUGGGCUGCGCUAUAACCUCUACCAUUUGCGCCGUUGCAGGUGAGGUAAUAAGUCUACAUCUGCAGCGACAAAAGAAAAAGAGAGCUUUGACCAAAUCAUGA